AUGCCUUUACCUUCCAUCAGUGUCGGUGGAGGUAUCAAGGUGCCCAAAGUGGGGAAAAUCUCCGCCAGUGGUGGCGUUGAUUUGUCGAAAGGGAUCAACUUGACUGGUGGCAUCGAACUGUCUAAAGACAAGGGGAACGUCUUCACCAGUGGCGCUGCGAAGCAAUCUCACGAGGAUGUUUCUCACCAAGCUAUCAGCUCCUACUUCAUAGGACCUCAGGCCGAGAACCUGUCCUAUUUCAAGGACAACCUGGAUGCUAUCCUCGAGGAGGUCCGGAAAGCAAGGGCUCGGUAUUAUCCUAGUGACGGGCAAUUUGUGUCGAGUGCCAUCCAAAGCUCUGCCGCCUUCCAAGAAUCUACGAAAACCGUUGCGGAGGCUUCAAGGAAGCUUGCAGAGCUCCUUGGGAAACACUCCGUUCCCUUCUGGUCUCCAAGGUACCAGGGCCAUAUGGCGAUGGACAUGAGCAUGCCUGCCCUCCUUGGCUACUUUGCCACAAUGCUAUACAACCCGAACAAUGUCGCAUUCGAAGCUAGCCCCAUAUCGACUAUACUUGAGAUGGAGGUCGGUGAGCAGCUGUGCGAGCUUCUUGGCUACAACACUGUCGAGAACGAAUACGACUCGCAGCCCACGGGCUGGGGUCACAUUACGUGUGAUGGCAGUAUCGCCAAUCUUGAGUCAAUAUGGGCUGCACGUAACCUCAAAUUUUACCCUCUGUCACUGCGUCAGGCCAUCGAAAAAGGUGGUAAGCUUGACUUUAUCGCCGACUCGUUCAAGGUCAGGAACUGUGAAGGCGACGAGAGACUCUUCAUAAACCUUUCAACCUGGGAGCUCCUGAACCUGAAGAUGAGUACUAUUCUCGAUCUGGCCGAUCGCCUCAACCAUGAGUAUGGCAUCUCUUCAGGAUACAUGGAGAAGGUGAUCGAUCAGUACAGCAUCCAGUCGCGAGGCAAAGAUGCUGUGGAACGCGAAUACGACAUCAACAAACCAGGACAGUACAUGGUCGCUACUACCAGGCAUUAUUCCUGGCCCAAGGGAGCUGCCAUCGCCGGGAUUGGUUCGGAAAAUGUCGUUGGAAUUCCCAUCAACAAUGCCGCCCAGAUGGACAUCGGUGAACUCGAGAAGCGCCUUGAAGAGAACUUCGAAAACCAACAGGCGGUGUAUGCAGUCGUUGCUAUUAUCGGAUCGACCGAGGAAGGCGCCGUGGAUCAACUUGGAGAGAUAGUGAAGCUGCGCCACCGCUUCGAGUCCAGGGGCAUGACAUUCCUUAUCCACGCAGAUGCUGCAUGGGGAGGAUAUUUUGCUACCAUGCUCGAGCGGGAUUUCACGCCUGGAAGGUCAUCCUACGGCAAUCUACCGGUCGAGUUGGGAGGCCCUGAAGGAUUUGUUCCGGACAGUUCGCUGAAACCCCAGACAAAGGAGGAUAUUUGGUGGCUCCGAUGGGCUGACUCCAUCACCAUUGAUCCUCAUAAAGCGGGCUACAUUCCUUAUCCUUCCGGUAGUCUCUGCUACCGCGACGGCCGGUUGAAGAAUCUCCUCACAUGGACCUCCCCCUAUCUGUCACGAGGGUCGAAGACAGGCAUCGGCAUCUACGGUGCUGAGGGAAGUAAGCCAGGUGCGGCGGCAGCGGCGACCUUCAUGGCCAACAAGUGUAUUGGUCUCAACCCUGAGGGCUAUGGCGCGUUGCUGGGCGAAGUGACGUUUACCUGCAGCAGACUCUCUGCCCAAUGGGCAGCUAUGACAGAUGAUACAAUGCCCUUCGUUGUCACACCUUUCAACAUGCUUCCCUCCGAACUAGCGGACGGUGCGACACCAGAAUCAAUCGAGAAGGAGAAGCAAUGGAUCCGCGAUCACAUUCUCACCAAAUCGAAUCAUGAGAUCAUCAAUGACCAAAGCAAGGCUCCCGGUGGACAAACAGCUUUGGAGCUCUUGCGCCUAUUGGGCUCUGACCUCAAUAUCAACGCUUUUGCCGUUAACUUCCGCUUCUCAAGCGGCAAACUCAACGACGACACAAAUGAAGCCAACUACCUGAUGCAAAGGAUUGUGCAACGCCUCUCGGUUGACUCCCCAGGUGAUGAUCCUACUAAAAUCCCAAUGUGGCUCACAUCCACGGAGUUCUCUCCCAAAACCUAUGGAGUUUGCGUACAAAACUUCAAGAAGAGAAUGGGCUUGCAGGACGGGUCACAAGAUCUCUUUGUCCUUCGCAACGUCGUCAUGUCGCCGUUCCCAACGGAAAAAGAUUUCAUCGCUGAGAUCGUGGGCGUGUUCAAGAAGGUGGCACUUGAGGAAGCUGAACUCUGCAGGAAGCGCAACGAUCAGACCGUGGCCGACCAUGAGUUCAUCGUCCAGGGCACUGACCUGAUUUACCUCGUGCACAAGCCGAGCUUCCACGUGGGUAACUAUCGUCACCAGACGAUACUCGAGGUCGAAAUUGUGGGCGGCGAUUCCCAAAAAGACUUUGUCAACCUCAAAAAGCAAUACCCAAAGGAGGUAUUCCAUUUCAAAACGAAAGACCCAAUCGACCUGAAUGAGUACCUUCACGCCAAGGAAAAUGCAGUCCUCGAGGGCUAUAUAAAGUUUGGCACACACGCGCUCUCAUAUCUGGUCUUCCAAUUUAAAAUCAAUUCCGUGCUGAAGGAUCGGCCACUCGACGGCAUGUACCAAGCAUCUUCCUACCCAGCCACCGGAAUGCCAUUCUUCCUCUAUGGUUAUGAGGGCGAGGCAAACCUUGACCAUAUCCUUGUCAAGUACCCGAGCGCACAGUUCCUGGCCGAAGGCGUCUCGCUCGAACUGGAGAAUUCCAUAGACCCCAUGGAGUUCGACAAAGGCCUCGUGGUUUACCUCAAGGGAGCCCGAGAGGAAGCGAUGCAGCCUUUCCCCGCGAACAAGGAUAUCGCAUCAAACCCGUCCUUCUUCUUCCAGCCCGGCAAGACUUUUGACGUUUCGAUUUACCGCGACCCAUGGGAGGAGAACUUGAAAGCUGGCGCACAGCAGGUUUAUGUCGAUUUGAUCAAUGCGCCUAGCGACAAGUUCUUGACUAACGGUAAGUUGAUGCUCAAAGAUCGCCUGAUCGUGGAUAGCGAGAGCGUCAACUUCGAUCCCUACUACCGCGAGGAUGACGUGGCGACGUGGCAGGAUGAGGUCAAGCAGAUUGGCAAGAAGUCCUGA
Molecule: messenger RNA, 3165 nt
Organism: Aplosporella prunicola CBS 121167
Lineage: Eukaryota; Fungi; Ascomycota; Dothideomycetes; Botryosphaeriales; Aplosporellaceae
Exons: 10
Coding region: 1-3165 (1054 amino acids)
Biological process (GO): carboxylic acid metabolic process
Molecular function (GO): carbon-carbon lyase activity; pyridoxal phosphate binding
Source: RefSeq, a predicted model, not a curated record